Molecule: messenger RNA, 978 nt
Organism: Botrytis sinoallii
Lineage: Eukaryota; Fungi; Ascomycota; Leotiomycetes; Helotiales; Sclerotiniaceae
Exons: 3
Coding region: 1-978 (325 amino acids)
Source: RefSeq, a predicted model, not a curated record
AUGGCAGGAGCUGCUCUAUCUGAUGGAGGCUCAGCACCCCAGAUGCAGAUCAAGAAGUAUGUCGUCCUGGGCCAACUUCCAGAUACCCGAUUUCGUCUUUUCGAAAAGAUUGAAAUUCAUGCCCAUUCACCUUUACUCAAAAUGCAUUCUGCCUUCUUUCGAAAAUUCAUGGAUUCUCCAGAUAAGGUACCUUCAAGAGCUGGAGCGGCCUUUGUAUAUGAGUGGGUCGAUGAGGUCGAUGAUGAUGGCUCUGGAUGGCAUGUCGUUGCUGAUAGUAACAAAAAAAGUUCAAACAAAUUAUCGGAAGGCAUUUCAGAGCCAGCGACGGAAGUCUUUGUCAGCAUGCUUAAUUGCAUUUAUCGCAUACCGUUUGAGAUUGAUUCAGAGCAAUUGAUCGAACUCACAAAGCUUGCAGAUUACUAUCGUUUUUUACCAGCAGUGUCAAAUAAUUUGUAUGCUUGUUUCUAUAUGAGCCCUAAAUUUGAUAUUUACAGAGCACGCAAUCUCAUCGAGUCGGCGUACAAACUUCGUCAGCCAUUAUUGUUCAGGGACUGUAUUGUCUUCAUUGCUGGUACUAUGCAACAAAUGUCUCAGUUCCUGUACCAGGACAAGAGUUCCAGUAUGCAACAGGCUCUGCAACAGGCACUGAUGACUGUACGGAACAAAAUCUUCGAAAUUCAUCUAGAAGCCCAAGAAGCAGUGUAUACGAGGGCUGGUCAAAGUACUGAGUUGUUCAAGACGAUGAAGGAGGUUAGCGUCAAAGUACUGGAACAAGAUUUCUUUAACCAGCCAUGUUUCUAUAGGAAGCUGGUUGAUCGGGAAGAGGAAUUUUCAGAAGACUUAAAGGAGGUGCUUUCCGGAAAGUUGCAGCUGGAUAGUUCAGCCAUGGCGGGAAUCGGCUAUUACGGCGAUCAUUUUUUCUGCGCAAGUUUGAGCGACGAGGAACUACCAUGGGAUGCUACCGAAACCGACUGGUAG